This is a messenger RNA of Perognathus longimembris pacificus (Pacific pocket mouse), 2397 nucleotides long. RefSeq names its product ATP-dependent RNA helicase DDX3X-like. Lineage: Eukaryota; Metazoa; Chordata; Mammalia; Rodentia; Heteromyidae. Gene Ontology annotation, molecular function: RNA binding; ATP binding; RNA helicase activity. The record is from RefSeq and is a predicted model, not a curated record. Gene Ontology annotation, biological process: cell differentiation; gamete generation. Gene Ontology annotation, cellular component: nucleus; P granule.
UUGUCGUCAGGGAUGAGUUAUGUGCCGUUGGGAAAUACGUUUGGGCUGGACCAGCAGUUUGCUGAUCUAGACCUGAACUCCUCUAAUAAUCAAAGUGGAGGAGGAAGUACAGCGAGCAAAGAGCGCUAUAUACCUCCUCAUUUAAGAAACAAAGAAGCAUCUAAAGGAUUCUAUGAUAAGGACAGUUCAGGGUGGAGCUCUACCAGUAAAGAUAAGGAUGCCUACUGCAGUUUUGGGUCUCGUGACUCAAGAGGAAAUCCCAACUAUUUCAGUGAUCGUGGGAACAGUUCAAGAGGAAGAUUUGAUGAUCGUGGUCAGAGUGACUAUGAUGGUAUUGGCAGUCAUGGUGACAGAACUGGCUUUGGCAAAUUUGAACGAAGUGGACAUAGUCAUUGGUGUGACAAAUCAGAUGAAGAUGAUUGGUCAAAACCUCUUCCAGCAAAUGAAUGCUUAGAGCAUGAUCUUUUUUCUGGAGGGAACACUGGGAUUAACUUUGAAAAAUAUGAUGAUAUACUUGAAGCAACUGGCAAUAACUGUCCUCCACAUAUUGAAAAUUUCAGUGAUAUAGAGAUGGGAGAGAUUAUCAUGGGGAACAUUGAGCUUACUCGUUACACUCGCCCUACCCCAGUGCAAAAACAUGCUAUUCCUAUUAUCAAAGAAAAAAGAGACUUAAUGGCUUGUGCUCAGACAGGGUCUGGAAAAACAGCAGCAUUUCUUCUACCCAUAUUGAGUCAGAUAUACACAGAUGGUCCAGGAGAGACUUUAAAGGCUGUGAAGGAAAGUGGAAGAUAUGGGCGCCACAAACAAUACCCAAUUUCAUUGGUGUUGGCCCCAACAAGAGAAUUGGCUAUACAAAUCUACGAGGAAGCGAGAAAAUUUUCAUACCGAUCUAGAGUUCAUCCUUGUGUCGUCUAUGGUGGUGCUGAAAUUGGGCAGCAGAUUCGGGAUUUAGAACAUGGAUGCCACUUGUUAGUAGCCACUCCUGGGCGUUUACUAGAUAUGAUGGAAAGAGGAAAAAUUGGAUUAGGCUUCUGCAAAUACUGAGUUUUGGAUGAAGCUGAUAGAAUGCUAGAUAUGGGAUUUGAACCUCAAAUACGACAAAUAGUUGAACAAGAUAGAAUGCCACCAAAAGGAGUUGGUCACACUAUGAUAUUUAGUGCUACUUUUCCUAAGGAGAUUCAGAUGCUUGCUCAUGACUUCCUGGAUGAGUACAUCUUUCUUGCUGGAGGUAGAGUCGGCUCUACUUCUGAGAACAUCACACAGAAAGUAAUUUGGGUAGAAGAUUCAGACAAAAGAUCUUUCCUACUUGAUCUUUUAAAUGCAACAAGGAAAGAUUCACUGACUUCAGUGUUUGUGGAGACCAAAAAAGGUGCAGAUUCUCUGGAAUAUUACUUACAACAGGAAGGAUAUGCAUGCACAAGCAUUCAUGGAGACCGGUCACAGAGAGAUCGGGAGGAAGCCCUUCACCAGUUCUGAUCAGGAAAAAGUCCAAUUCUAGUGGCUACCGCUGUAGCAGCAAGAGGUCUUGACAUUUCAAAUGUAAAACAUGUUAUCAAUUUCGAUUUGCCAAAUGACAUUGAAAAAUAUGUACAUCGUAUUGGACAUACAGGGCGUGUAGGAAACCUUGGCCUUGCCACAUCAUUUUUUAACGAGAGAAAUACAAAUAUCACCAAGGAUUUAUUGGAUCUUCUUAUUGAAGCCAAACAAGCAGUGCCAUCUUGGUUGGAAAGCAUGGCUUAUGAGCACCAUUACAAGGGUAGCAGUCGUGGACGUUGUAAGAGUAGAUUCAGUAGAGGAUUUGGUGCCAGAGACUAUCGACAAAGUAGUGGUUCCAGCAAUUCCGGCUUUAGUAGUAAUCGUGCCAGCAGCAGCCGCAGUGGUGGAGGUGGUCAUGGUAAUAACAGAGGAUUUAUUGGAGGUGGAUAUGGAGCAUUCUAUAAUAGUGAUGGAUAUGGAGGAAAUUAUAACUCCCAGGGGAUUGACUGGUGGGGCAACUGAACCUGCAGCAAAGUCAUCCUUUUAUACAAGUCAAUAUGAAAACCACGUGUAAAUUUAGCCAGACAAUGCAUCCUGUAGCUUCAAGUACCUGCAAUGCAUUACUAGCCGUGAUUCUCCUGAAAAUUCUAAAGGAGCUCAGUCACCAGAAGAAAUGAAAGAAACAAUCAGCAUCCUGGUUCAGAAGCUGAUUUGAAGAAAACGUGUAGUUUGGAUUAAUUCAUCUCCUUCCUGCUUAGUCCCAUCCCAAACUGCAUUAUAAUUUUGUGACUGAGGAUCAUUUGUUUGUUAAUGUACUAUGACUUAACUUUAGACAACUUACUAUUUUGAUGUCCUGUUCACUCAGCAGUGUUCAAAAUAUUGAUUCUUUUGACCAAAUAAAUUUACUAAACUUGGGCUACA